This is a messenger RNA of Rhineura floridana, 8681 nucleotides long. It is a transcript of the gene CACNA1H, whose product is annotated as calcium voltage-gated channel subunit alpha1 H. The record is from RefSeq and is a predicted model, not a curated record. Gene Ontology annotation, cellular component: neuron projection; voltage-gated sodium channel complex; plasma membrane. Gene Ontology annotation, molecular function: low voltage-gated calcium channel activity; voltage-gated sodium channel activity. Gene Ontology annotation, biological process: membrane depolarization during action potential; sodium ion transmembrane transport; neuronal action potential. NCBI's taxonomy places the organism in Eukaryota, Metazoa, Chordata, Lepidosauria, Squamata, Rhineuridae. The transcript has 34 exons. The coding region runs from base 15 to 7127 and encodes 2370 amino acids.
UCGAGCACAUCAGUAUGUUGGUCAUUCUUCUGAACUGUGUCACCCUCGGGAUGUUCCAACCUUGUCAGGAUGACAAAUGCAAGUCAGAGAGGUGCACCAUCUUGGAGGCAUUUGAUCACUUCAUCUUUGCCUUCUUUGCCGUGGAGAUGAUCAUCAAGAUGAUAGCUCUCGGAAUCUUUGGGCAGAAGUGUUACCUAGGAGACACGUGGAACCGCCUGGACUUCUUCAUUGUAAUUGCCGGCAUGAUGGAAUAUUCCUUGGAUGGACACAACGUCAGUUUAUCUGCCAUCCGCACUGUCCGAGUACUCAGGCCUUUACGAGCCAUUAACAGGGUGCCAAGUAUGCGUAUACUCGUCACUCUGCUGUUAGAUACUCUGCCUAUGUUAGGCAAUGUCCUUCUCUUAUGCUUCUUUGUCUUUUUCAUCUUUGGGAUUGUCGGUGUGCAGCUCUGGGCUGGGCUGCUAAGGAACAGAUGUUUCCUAGAUACCAAUUUUCAAAUGACAUACAACUUGACUUUCCUGCAUCCAUACUAUCGGCCAGAGGAAGGGGAGGAGAAUCCGUUCAUCUGCUCGUCCCACCGGGAUAACGGCAUGCAGAAAUGUUCCAGCAUCCCAAACCGGAAGGAGUACAAGGUGGAAUGUACUUUGAGCAUGGACUCUUACAACCAAAACUCAUACACCCUGGACUUCAGCCACCGAAACACCUGCAUCAAUUGGAACCAGUAUUACAACAUUUGCAGGACGGGAGACCUCAACCCGCACAAUGGAGCUAUUAAUUUUGAUAAUAUUGGCUAUGCUUGGAUAGCUAUUUUUCAGGUUAUAACCCUGGAAGGAUGGGUUGACAUCAUGUAUUAUGUCAUGGACGCGCACUCUUUUUACAAUUUUAUAUAUUUUAUACUACUUAUAAUAGUUGGUUCUUUCUUCAUGAUUAACUUGUGCCUGGUUGUGAUAGCAACACAGUUUUCUGAAACUAAGCAGCGGGAGAAUCAGCUGAUGCAAGAGCAGCGAGCCCGUUACCUCUCAAACGACAGCACAAUUGCCAGCUUCUCUGAGCCUGGGAGCUGCUAUGAGGAGCUCCUCAAAUAUAUCUGCCACAUUUUCAGGAAAGUCAAACGGCGGACGUUGCGCCUCUACAACAACUGGCAGAGCAAGCGGCGGAAAAAAGUCAACCCCAACAGCGGAGGCGACGGCCAAGGCCACCGGAGCAAAAAGCGCAUCACCUCCAUUCACCACCUGAUCCACCAUCACCACCACCACCACCACCAUCACUACCACAUCAGCAACGGGAGCCCUCAAGGGCCGCGCGCCAACCCUGAGAUCUGCGACCUUGAGCUGAAGGUCAUGAAACCCGGAAGCCAACUCAUGCUUCCGCCAUCGUCCCCCAACCUCCGGAACUCUGCAGCUCCGGAUUCAGAGUCCGUCCAUAGCAUUUACCACGCAGACUGCCAUGUGGAAGGGGCCCCGAUGAAAUGCAAGUCUUCCAGUGUCCCGGCAGGUAUCAAGCUCCCCAAUCACGGCAACAUGAACUACCCAACCAUCUUGCCUUCUCUGGCUGGCAAAGCCGGUGUCAUCCCAGCGUCGAUAGGGAAGAAAAAUGGUGGAGGCAGUGAUGUCACCACUCCCAUGGCCAUGGUUAAUAGCCCGGUGCAUAUGAACGUGGACUCUUAUGGAAAGCUCCAUCAUUUGGUUGGAGAACAUGGUCUUUGUCGGACAUCCAGCAGGUUGUCCGGCUUCAGUGUGCAAUGCCCCCUACCCAGCCCGCAGGCCAGCAUGCUGAACUGUGAGCUCCAGAACUGCCCUUACUGUGCCAGCAUCCUGGAGGACCCCGAGUUUGAGUUCAGCGAGUCAGACAGCUACGAGUCAGGCGACGACAACACCGGAGUCUAUGAGUUCACACAGGACGUGAAACAUGGGGACGAGCGGGACCAGAUCCAACAUCAGAAGAACAAGAAGAAGAAGAGGAAGAAACAGCCAAAGGAGAGGAAUAAAAUAGCCAGGCUCUGGAAUGCUUUUGGGAACAAGUUGAAGAGGAUAGUGGAGAGCAAGUAUUUCAACCGGGGGAUUAUGAUCGCCAUCCUCAUCAAUACGCUCAGCAUGGGGAUCGAGUAUCACGAACAGCCAGAUGAGUUGACCAACGCCCUGGAGAUCAGCAACAUUGUCUUCACAAGCAUGUUUGCUCUGGAAAUGCUCCUGAAACUACUGGCCUUUGGCAUCUGGGGCUAUAUCAAGAACCCGUACAACAUAUUUGAUGGCAUCAUUGUUGUGAUCAGCGUCUGGGAGAUAAUUGGUCAAUCAGACGGAGGACUUUCUGUCCUGAGAACCUUCCGGCUUCUCCGGGUCCUGAAGCUGGUGCGCUUCAUGCCAGCUCUCCGACGCCAGCUGGUGGUCCUGAUGAAGACCAUGGACAACGUGGCCACUUUCUGCAUGCUGCUCAUGCUCUUCAUAUUCAUCUUCAGCAUUCUUGGUAUGCAUCUUUUUGGUUGCAAAUUCGGCUUGAAAACCGAUACAGGAGACACGAUGCCAGACAGGAAGAAUUUUGAUUCCUUGCUGUGGGCUAUUGUCACUGUGUUUCAGAUCCUCACGCAAGAAGAUUGGAACGUGGUGCUGUACAACGGGAUGGCAUCCACAUCUUCCUGGGCAGCUCUUUAUUUUGUGGCCCUGAUGACCUUCGGCAACUACGUGCUUUUCAACCUCUUGGUUGCCAUCUUGGUAGAAGGUUUCCAAGCCGAGGGUGAUGCCAACAGAUCCGACACGGACGAGGACAGAACCUCCACCAACUUUGAGGAAGAGCUUGAGAAGCUGAAGGAACUCCGUUCCGAGAUGAAGUUGUACUCUCUUGCCGUCACCCCAAAUGGACACCUGGAGGGCAAAGGGAGUAUGCCCCCACCUAUCAUCAUGCGGACUGCUGCCACGCCCAUGCCCACCCCAAAGUGUUCCCCACACAUGGACUCUGUCUACCCCUUUGUGGACUCCAGAAGAGGGAGCAACGCUUCCAUCGACCCGCUGAGCUUCGACCAAAAGUCCUUGUCCAGCCUCCGCAACUCGCCCUGCACCAACUGGGGCACCAGCAGCAACUGGGGCAGCCGCCGCUCCAGCUGGAACAGUCUGGGGCGGGCCCCGAGCCUCAAGAAGAAGAGCCAAUGCGGGGAGCGAGAGUCCUUGCUCUCCGGGGAAGGGAAAGGCAGCACGGAUGACGAAGCAGACAACACCAAGCUCAGUGCCGUCAGCCGGCCGCCCUUGCACCGCCAGGCAGAGUCCCUGGACUGCAGGGGGGCCUUGGAGCUGCCGGAGCUCCUCCACAUCCCUGGUAUGCGCCAUCCCUUGAGCGUCAGCCCCGUGGCAAUGCUGCCCAGCGAGUACCAGGACUGCAAUGGCAAAAUGGUUCACAUGCCCAGCGAGUUCUACCUGCACGUGGAUGGACACAAGGACGAUGCCCUCGACUACGAUGACGACAUGGAGGACAGUUACUGCUACAGGAUUCAUAAGGCCUUGGAACCCUACAAGCCGGAGUGGUGCAAGACCCAUGAAGACUGGUCACUCUAUCUGUUUUCACCUCAGAAUCGGCUUCGGGCCAACUGCCAGAAGGUGAUCGCACACAAGAUGUUUGACCACGUGGUCCUUGUCUUCAUCUUCCUCAACUGUAUCACCAUCGCACUGGAGAGGCCGGACAUCGACCCCAACAGCACGGAGAGGAUAUUCUUGAGCGUGUCCAACUACAUUUUCACCGCCAUCUUUGUUGUCGAGAUGAUGGUUAAGGUCAUGGCCCUCGGCUUCUUCUCUGGGAAAAACACCUAUCUCCAGAGCAGCUGGAAUAUCCUGGAUGGGGUCCUGGUCUUUGUGUCUAUCAUCGACAUCGUUGUCUCCAUGGCGUCUGCAGGCGGGGCCAAGAUCCUGGGGAUCCUUCGUGUCCUUCGGCUGCUGCGCACUUUAAGACCCUUACGAGUCAUCAGCAGAGCACCAGGGCUGAAGCUUGUUGUGGAGACGUUAAUAUCCUCUCUCAGGCCAAUUGGCAACAUCGUGCUCAUCUGCUGUGCCUUCUUCAUCAUCUUUGGCAUCCUAGGAGUACAGCUAUUUAAAGGCAAAUUCUACUACUGUGAGGGGCCCGACAUCCGAAACAUCUCCACCAAAACCGACUGCACAAACGCCCACUACAGAUGGGUCCGGCGGAAGUACAACUUUGACAAUUUGGGGCAGGCCCUGAUGUCUUUGUUUGUCCUUUCCUCCAAAGACGGCUGGGUGAACAUCAUGUAUGAUGGACUGGAUGCUGUAGGCAUCGACCAGCAGCCCAGCCAGAACCACAACCCCUGGAUGCUCCUCUACUUCAUCUCCUUCCUCCUCAUUGUCAGCUUCUUCGUGCUCAACAUGUUCGUCGGGGUAGUGGUGGAGAACUUCCACAAGUGCCGGCAGCACCAGGAAGCGGAGGAGGCCCGGCGGCGGGAAGAGAAGCGCCUACGGCGGCUGGAGAAAAAGCGCAGGAGUAAGGCGAUAUACAUGUCUGAAGCCCAACGGCGACCGUAUUAUGCUGAUUACUGUCCUGCCCGGAAAUACAUCCACACGCUUUGCACCAGUCACUACCUGGACCUUUUCAUCACCUUUAUCAUUGGAGUCAAUGUCAUCACCAUGUCAAUGGAACACUUCAACCAACCCAAGUCAUUGGAUGAAGCACUGAAAUACUGCAACUAUGUCUUUACCAUUGUCUUCGUGUUUGAAGCUAUGUUGAAGCUGGUAGCAUUUGGGUUUCGGAGAUUCUUCAAAGACAGAUGGAACCAACUGGAUCUUGCCAUUGUCCUGCUGUCCAUUAUGGGCAUCACGCUGGAGGAGAUUGAAAUGAACGCCGCGCUCCCCAUCAACCCCACCAUUAUUCGCAUCAUGCGGGUGCUCAGAAUUGCUAGAGUGCUGAAGCUACUCAAAAUGGCCACAGGGAUGCGGGCCUUGUUGGACACAGUGGUCCAAGCUCUCCCCCAGGUAGGGAACCUCGGCCUGCUCUUUAUGCUCCUCUUUUUCAUCUAUGCUGCCCUGGGAGUGGAGUUGUUUGGAAAGUUAGACUGCAGCGAGGAUAACCCUUGCGAAGGCCUGAGCCGGCAUGCGACCUUCAACAACUUUGGCAUGGCCUUCCUUACCCUCUUCAGGGUGUCAACUGGGGACAAUUGGAACGGGAUUAUGAAGGACACACUCCGGGAAUGCCACAGGGAAGACAAGCACUGCCUCAGCUACCUGCCCAUCAUCUCCCCAGUUUACUUCGUCACCUUCGUCCUCAUUGCCCAGUUCGUCCUGGUCAACGUGGUGGUGGCUGUCCUGAUGAAACACUUAGAAGAGAGCAACAAGGAGGCGAAGGAGGAUGCCGAGAUGGAUGCUGAAAUUGAGCUGGAGAUGUCCAGGGGGGUCUGCACCCCAGUCAGAGCCCCCGAUGGUGGCCAGGGCACUUCCAAGCCAGGGUCACCCCUCCUGGUGAAGCAUCCUGCACAGGAGGCUCUGAGCUGUGAGAGUGUCUCUCUAGCCAUCCCUGACUUAGACCUGCUGGAGGGAGGGGAGGAUCCCUUGAUGGAGUUCGCGGCCUUCCACUCUUCUCACCGCCAUCUCCUGACACCCUCCCACAAUGCCCUGGGCGGAGAGGCCGAGGAAGCCGCUACUGGCAUUGGGCAGCCCCAGAACCUUCUAACAGUUCGCAAGAUCUCGGUGGCCCGGAUGCAUUCCUUACCCAAUGACAGCUACAUGUUCCGCCCUGUGAUGCCAGCCAAAAACCCCUUUCCCCUCCAUGAAGUGGAGUUGGAGGCCUAUUCGUACAAGUCACCAAGAGGGUCCAUUACCUCUGUUCGUUCCCAGCCUGUGGGGACUUGCUCUUCUCUGAGUGUUCCACGGGAGGCUUUCCAGCCAACAACCCCGCCUCCUCGACACGAUGGCGGCCCAUGGAAGCUUCCACCUCCACGGUCUCCCAGUCUCAACAGGCUGCUCUGUAGACAGGAGGCCAUUCAGAGGGAUUCUCUGGAUGGCACAAGUGCAGAUUCUAAGGAUGGCAUGCAAGCUGAAGCCUGCAAGAACGUGUCACCAAAAACGCUGUCCCAGAGCAUCCUGGGACCGCCUCUGCUUCACCCAGCCCCCAUGUCUCUGCCUGGGACACCUCCUCUUCCCCACGCUUCACCCCCCAGGCCUGCGAGCGUCCGUACACGCAAACACACAUUCAGUCAGCACAGUAUUCCGAGCAGGCCGUCCAGCCGUAGCAGCAAUCCAGACAGCUCACUCUUCGAAUCUUCAGACCUGGCCGAUGAAGAGGUCAGCCACAUCAACAGUUCUGCAAGGGACUGGGGGGGACAACUGGACAGCAGGGACCAUUCUGACUCUCCCUUCACCUCUCCCGCUCCAUCCCCCAUCCCCCUCAAGAACUGCAGCACAACCAGCCUAGGGGGGAACAGCAAAGAGAAAGACUUGAAGAAGUUUUACAGUGUUGACACUCGAGGGUUCUUGGCCAAGCCAACUUGGGCAGAUGACCAAAGAAGACACUCUAUUGAGAUCUGCCCAUCCAUCGACGACGGGGAUCGUAGCUUCAUAGAGUCAUCAGAGGAGAAGAAAAAAUGCCCUCUCCACAUCCAGUCAGAAUCUGAGUACAUCCACGGUGUUCGGCGGAAAAAGAAAAUGAGCCCGCCUUGCAUUUCUAUAGAUCCUCCCAUGGAGGAAGAAAGCAACACAUCCACGCGUACCAAAGCAUCCGAAAACAGCCUGCUGCGGAGAAGGACCCCAUCGUGUGAAUCCACCGCCUACAGGGACUCCUUGGAACUUGCCGACAGCCAGCCCGGGGACCCAGUCUCCAAGGCAGACCGCCGGGCCCCGCCUCCUUCCCGUGGAGAGCAUUUGACAAUCCCGAACUUCUCCUUUGAGCAGUCUGAUGUCAGCUCCGCAAGUGGUCUCCCGGACUGCCUCUUGGAUCACAGUCAGGCCACGCCUCUCUCCACUGAUUCCCCGCCCAGUGACAGCGUGGCACUGGAACUUCAAAAGAUAGACCAUUUGAAAACUCAGCUCAACAACCCUGAGCAAAGCCAAGAGGCUGUUGGUGGGACUAGAAGCCCUCUACGGAACCACGGACUGGUCCCCGCAAUCACUGCAACAGGCGAGGAUGUCGACGAACCCGUAUAGCUUCCGAGGGGGGAGGUCAAGAGUGAACUUAAGGGCUUUGCCACCCAAGUGGCUUUGAAGUGGAAAAAAGAUUGAAAAGCCACAACUCCGUGGCUGACGCUUAUCCCAAAACACUUGUCUUUCUCUUUAAGCGCUGUGAAGGUUUUUGUUGUUGUUGUUUAAAAAAUUUCAAAAGAGAAGCUGGUUUUUAAAGCAGCAACAAGGUUCAGGGUAAAGGAAAGGAGGGUUUUUUUCCCUUUCUAAGCGGCACACGGAGUAGCUUUUCCUAUUUUUCUUUUCCUCCCCCCUUUCCCCUCCCCCCGGUGUGGCCUCGAUCACAUUGAUUUGGGUUUCGAGCCUUUGUUUUAUCUUUUUUAAAGAAAAAAAAAUAGGAUUUAAAGAAACAAACUUUUUUUGACUUUUUCGAAAUGGCACCUUUUAUUAUUGCACGGAAAGUUGUCACAGGAAGCGAAAAAUGCCCAGGAGAUGCAAGUUGUAUAUUGUCUGUAUAUCAGCAAUUAUAAAUAGAAAAUAAUGUAUUUGAGAAAUAAAAAGAAAACACACACAAACGAGCCACACACACACAAACGACAACAUUCACAUUCACAUAGAAGCUCUUCUCUUCAUAAUGCACAUAUUUUUAUAGGGAACACUGGACCUCAUCCAGCUAUAGUUAGUCACAUCUAAGUCCCACUGAAGCCAACAGAGAGUCCUGUGGCUUUCAAUGGAACUUGCAAUCCAAUCCUAUGAAUGCUUACUCAGAAGACACAGUGGCCCUGAUCCAACUAAACUCCUGCUGAAACCGACUAACUUGCCCCUGUCAUUUUAAGGGUGACUCGUUUUGUCUGCAUUAGACCAGCUUACAGGGCAAUCCUAUGCAUAUCUACUCAGAAGUAAGCACCACUGAGUUCAAUGGGACUUACUCCUAGGUAAGUAUGUAUAGAAUCACAGCCUUUGUGAGUUUCAGUUGGACUUAUUUCCUAGUAUGUGUGCUGAAAGCUGCGGCCUCAGUUGCUAUAAACAUUAGCUGGAUUGGGGCCUGUCAUUCUUUUCUUCGUUUCUUGCAUUAACAUCGGAUUCUCAACUGGGUGAUGUAUUGUCAGAUUCUAAGUGGAAGCUUAAUGACGAUGCUUCUUGUUCUCUCUCAUUUUGACCCUGAUAUACCAACCCCUUGUCUCUCCUCUGCUCUUCCUGACUAGCCAUCCUUCAAGCUUCAGCUUGCAGCCCAUGUUUUGAUAUGUCUCUUCUGGCUCCACCUUUUGCUGUCAUCUUUUUUUGUUAUUAUUUGAUGUCCUCGCUACAGGAAACGAUGAAAACCAAAAUAACUACUGAAUUGUAGCCAGUGCAAUAACAAUAAGGUAUUCUUUCUUCUUAUGGGUACAGAAGCUGUCCUUUUAAAAACAUUUUACAUAUAUUCCAAGUGAUUAUUAUCUUUCUUUUCUCUCCCCACCCCAAUCUGUUUACUUAUGGAAUUCAGGUUAAAUGCUGCAAUAAUCUGAACUUUAAAAAGUGCACAACGAGGGCUGGACGCAAUGAAGGUGAUUUCCGACGUUGACGGAAAAAAACAAAAAACAA